Messenger RNA from Dracunculus medinensis (Guinea worm), 426 nucleotides. The record is from the annotation of a GenBank genome assembly. NCBI's taxonomy places the organism in Eukaryota, Metazoa, Nematoda, Chromadorea, Rhabditida, Dracunculidae.
AUGUAUUGUCCCUAUAAAUUUGUGCCAGUUAAAAAUUGUGCCAAAGAAGCUCGACGUCAAGUCGAUCCGCACGGUAAUGCAAGAUGGCCAACAUAUACCAUCAGUCAACUCGAAUCAGAAUUUUUUCGGCAGCGCUACCUGACGAAUGAAGCGAGAGCAAAUCUGGCCGCAGUGCUCGGUUUGACACCACAGCAGGUGAAAAUUUGGUUUCAAAAUCGUCGUUAUAAAUCGAAAUGUAAAAGCGAUUCGAAUAAAUUCUCAAAAAAGAAAACUGAAAUAGAGAUCAGUGACUUUUUGCAUAAAUUUAAGCAUUUGCAACGACCAGUUAUAAUUUUAAUAAAAGAUGGAUGCCUUACUCAACAGUAUUAUCAAAUUAUUACAAUGCUACUGAACUUAUUUGCUGCAGCUGCAGCUGAUAUCAGCUGA